CCGAAUAGUUGUCUAGUGAAUCCGUAUAUAAAGAGACUUAAAUGAAAACAUUGAGACUCACAGCUUUUGCAUUAACAGUUAGUUGUGUAUUGUAAGUUUCGGUUUGGAAUUUUUGUGCUUGCAAUUCCCAACAUACAAGCAUGGCAAAGGGUGGUGAAGCGUUUUUCAGGAAUGUGUUGGAGAGCAUUCAGGAAGUGUACUUGAAAAGGAAUCCUACUGCAAAAGCUGUAUUGGACCUUGUUCAAUCUGUUGACAACGACAAAUUGGUCUAUGAUCAUCUUGCAUUCAGGACGUUUGGGGUGAAUGGCUAUGGAAUUGAGUCCUUGGCUGGUUUUUUCCUGGAUAACGGCUAUACACAACGAGAUGAGUUGAAGUUUCCAGGAAAGAAGCUGAGAGCAUUCUGGUUCGCACCUCCUGCUGAUUCAUCUUCCGGAACUGGAAGUGGCAUGAGGGGGCCCUUGCCAAGAGUUUUCAUAUCAGAGCUAUUGGUGGAUCAGAUGAGUCCACAAACUCAGGAAAUCAUUAAGAAAUACACUGAAUCAUCUGGAAAUGGAAACAAGUACGGAGCUCUUGCAAGUUCCUUGGGACAUUUAACAUGGGAAAAACCUUUGUAUUCCGAGUUUCAACAAUUGGCAAGCGAAAGUGAGUAUGCGGCGUGGACAUUAGUCAAUGGACAUGCACUGAACCAUGUCACUAUUUCAGCUCAUCGCCUGAAAACUCAUUUGAAGGAUAUCAACAAACUGAAUGAGUUUCUUGAAAAGAGUGGAUUCAAAUUGAAUUCUGAAGGAGGAGUAUUGAAAGUGAGUCCUGACGGCCUUCUUCAGCAAAGUUCAACAGUAGCAGAUUCAGUUUCUUUCCAAUUCGCUGAUGGUGUAACUGAAUCAGUUCCAUGCUCGUACAUUGAAUUUGCCGAGCGUCUGGUGCUGCCAGAGUAUGAAAAUUUACCUCUCGCAGAGGUUAAAGAGUCUCAUAGGAGGGAUGGUUUUGAGGCAUCAAGUGCGGAUAAGAUCUUUGAAAGCACAUCAAAGGAACAACUGAGCCGAGUUUCGUCCUAGAAGGCUCAUCUCUGUCGUCUGUCUCUGUGUAAUGAUUUUUCAGAAUAACAACAUUUUGUAUUCUUUGUGUUUAGAUUUCAAGCACUUGGAAUAAUAUGUGUACUGCAUGAUUAAGUUGGGUUUAAUAAAUUAGCAACAAAAAAAAAGUAUUUGUUCACCUUU
Messenger RNA from Lathyrus oleraceus (garden pea), 1217 nucleotides. RefSeq lists its product as uncharacterized. Lineage: Eukaryota; Viridiplantae; Streptophyta; Magnoliopsida; Fabales; Fabaceae. Gene Ontology annotation, molecular function: oxidoreductase activity. The record is from RefSeq and is a predicted model, not a curated record. The transcript has 7 exons. The coding region runs from base 141 to 1055 and encodes 304 amino acids.